Molecule: messenger RNA, 3476 nt
Organism: Pseudophryne corroboree (corroboree frog)
Lineage: Eukaryota; Metazoa; Chordata; Amphibia; Anura; Myobatrachidae
Product: butyrophilin subfamily 2 member A2-like
Exons: 8
Coding region: 202-1623 (473 amino acids)
Biological process (GO): regulation of cytokine production; T cell receptor signaling pathway
Cellular component (GO): external side of plasma membrane
Molecular function (GO): signaling receptor binding
Source: RefSeq, a predicted model, not a curated record
UCCUCCGCCCGCUCUCCGGUCUCACACACCCUGUAUAUUGGGCUGAUAGACACAUGAUCACCAGGGGAAAUGAAUGACAAAACACAGGAAGCGGCAGAGAGAGAAUAGUUUCACUUUCAGCGAGGGGCGAGAGCACAAAGUGAAAGCAGUCAGAUGUCACAGGGAAAGAGACAGCACAGAUAAGGAGAGAGACUGGUGAGGAUGGACAGUGCUUGCUGGUGUGUUCCCGUCCUGUUCCUGGCUGCCGCAGUCUCAGGUAGGUUUCAGGUGGAAUCACAGGACAGGACAUUGGUGGCAGAAGUGGGAUCAGACGCGUUUCUGCACUGCACUCUCUCGCCUCCUCUUGGACUUACUGGACUCACAGUGCACUGGUUUCGUUCCCUCUUUCACUCCACUGUCCUCCUGCUGAAGAAUGGGAAGGAGGAGAGAGAUCAGCAGAGCGCAGAGUACAGCGGAAGGGCGUCUCUCCAGGGAAGGACCGAUGCUGGAGACCUGACGCUGGUACUGCACAAUGUCAGUCUCUCCGAUGCAGAUACCUAUCACUGUUUGGUGGAGAACAUAAGCAGUACACAGUAUGAGGAAGCAGUCACAGAGCUCAUCGUCAUAGGUAGCGGUUCCCUCCCUUCUGUGGCGGUCUCCCUGGAAGAUGGCGCCAUUGCGGUCUCUUUUGUCACCAGCGACUGGUUUCCAUGGCCGCAGAUGCGUUGGAGAGUGGAUGGUGUCCCAGUCGUCACUGAUAGGUUGGAGUUCAUCCACAACCAGAGCAAUGGUCUGUACCAGCUAGAGAGCAAGAUUCUACUUAAAGACCCAGAUGCUGGGCCGCUGUAUGGAGCCGCGAGGCACCCAGUGACAGGGAAAGAGUUUGGACUUUAUAUGACGCUUGCAGAGGACAUGUUCCCUCGCAUCUCAUCGUGGGCCUACGCCUUCCUCUUCACCCUGGCGCUACUGAUUGUGGGGGCAGCGUUGGCGGCUUAUUACAUGAAGAAACAGAAGGAACAGAAAGUUAUGGACAGUAAGAGAAUCGAUAAAUUAUCCUCUGAAGUGGAUUGGAGAAGAGCUGUCAUGAAUCCAGAAACCAUCACAUUGUCUCCUGAGACGGCCCACCCGAGGCUGUCGGUCACCGAUGACUUUCUUACGCUCCUGAACCGGCCUCCCGCAGUCCCGGCACCUCCGUGUAACGCCCGUUUUGAGACUGAGCGCUGUUGCCUUGGUCUCCCUCCCUUUUCCUCUGGUUGCCAUUACUGGGAAGUGGAGCUGGGGGAUGGGGUUGAGUGGGCAGUCGGUGUCGCCACCCCACAGGUGCGGAGGACAGGCGAUGCUUACAUGUUUCGGCCUCAGGAGCACAUCUGGUGUAUCUCCCGAUUUACGGAGACCAUAAAAGCCCUGGACAAUCCAGAGAGUACCCUGGAUGUGGCUGAUGGCCCACUGUCAGUGGUCGGGGUCUAUCUGAACUUGUCAGGUCCUCGGACAAUUACCUUCUAUGACCCUCGGAACUGGGAUGAGCUGUAUACCUUCAGGCAUGUGGCACAGGAAAGAGAGACCGUCCGUCCCUUUUUCUGGUUGGGCACAAAUGGCGGGGAAGUGACAUUAAGGAGGAGUGUCAGACGGGGAUGGAGAGAGUGACUGAAUGGACAAGUAUCCGGACUAUAUAUAGAGUGGCAUAUGAAGGAGUGAAUACGAUGGGCUGUCGCAGAGUCACGCGUAAGAUGGCCACAGAUACAGCCGCAUGACGUGCUCACAAUUAAAUGCAAAGGAGCGUUGCCCAGCAGUGUUAGGGAUGUCCGAAACAAAACAAGAGUAAAUUGCGCUGACCAACACCUGUAAUAUAGUGCCAGAGUCUGUAUGUAUUCAUUACCUAAAGUAUUAUAUUUCUUUAAAACACGUACAUUACAAUACAAUAAUUACUGACCAGAUUCCUAAACAUAUCAAUACAGCGGGUGUAGUACGACUGGCCGGCUGUCGGGAUCUCGACCGCCGGAUUGCCGGCAGAGCGCAAAAGAGACCCUUGCGGGCUCGCUGUGCUCGCCAUGCUGCGGGCACGGUGGCGCUACAUGCGCCACGCUAGUUAUUCUCCCUCCAGGGGUGUUGCGGACACCCCAAGAGGGAAAAUAGUUGUCGGUAUCCCGGCGGACGGAAUCCUGGCGCUGAUAUGCUGAGCGCCGGGAUCCCGACAGUCGGUAUAUCAAGUACCUCCCUAAUACAACAUGCUAUUAAAACUAGCUAGCUACAAAUAACACAAUACAAUAUACAAUGCUCAUAAUAAAGCCUCAGUUGAUAAUAUGAGGAGCAUCAGGAGUUAGGGGGUAAUCCUCUACAGAAAUAUAUCCAAUAAUGAUUUAGCCCCCUGGAGGUGUGAGCGAAUCCCAAUACUUGGUAUGCUUGCAAUGAUUACAAAGUGUGAUCGCCCACCUGGGUGCCAAGCUGAGAAUGAUGACCAAUACCUCCUUGUAAUGAAACAACUAUAAAUUGUGAGGCUGCAAUGUUCUUGUAAGGAUAUUAAGACGUGCAGCCAUUGUAAGAGACAGAUAACUGUACCAGGCUUGGACUGGCCCACAGGGGUACAGGGAAAACCACCGGUGGGCCCUACUGCCCGGGGGCCCACCUUCUGCUCUAAGGAUCAGGUUCCAGACUGUGCACUUGAAUUAUACAUGUUAUUUUAUACUGGACUAUGGUGUAUUAUCUACAGUGUAUUGCUGUUAUUAACCUGUUAUUAAUCUGGUACAUUAUCAUGCAUGCAGCAGCUGAAUUUAUUGUGUAUAUUUAUGAAGGGGCCCAAAUGUUGCUCUUUCUAAUCAUUGGUCAAAUCAAUGAGGUGGCAGGCCACACCCUCUCUGCAGACUGGCCACACCCCUAAACAUGGGCCCCUACCACUGCAUUCCCCCGGUGGGCCCUACAUGCCCCAGUCCGACACUGACUGUACAUACAGUAGAGUGGCUGAAUGGAACCGUGUGUGUGUGUGUGUGUGUGUGUGUGUGUGUGUGUGUUAUAUAUUAUCAACCAUCAUCCGCCAUAGGUGCCCUCUGUGUAUGGCAGUACAGACGAACAAAGAUUAGCGGCACUCCAGUGGACUUUUUCAACUAGUAAAGUAUAUUGGCAAGUAAAAACAAGUACCAACGUUUCGAGGCUAUUUCAGCCUCUUGGUCAAGGUGCAUAUACUGUAUAAUAUUACCACUUCAAACUGUAAUUCAUCUGAAUUCAGGGAAUGUUGGUUCCAUAAUAUUGCAAUAGUUUGUUAAGCUGACCAGCCCCUUCACGGCCGUUCCCUAUUGGUCAGUACCUACACUGACUUUCAAAAAUCUGAGCAUCGCUCUCAGACAACUUUUGGAUUUCAAAUACACAGUAUGCAAUAUUUAUACAGUAUAUUAUAUUGGCGCCAUCAGAUUUAAAAUUAUUUUCUUUCUGGAGUGUUACUGAUGGGCCGGGCCUUGGUGUAAUGUCAUUUCUCUAUGUUUAGUAAAACAUUUUUUUUUACAAAA